AUCGGUGUAUUUCUUAGCCGAUGCGCCGGCCAUGGCUACUACAAUAUCUACGCCGCACCGUUGUUGUCCCCUACGAUUGACCACUAGGGAGCGCGCAGUAAUCCUUUGUCUCGCCAGAGCUCAGUCACCGAGGGCCAAGGAUGUUGUUGUCAAGCAGAUUAUAUCGAGAAGAGAGCGGACAGUGCGGCCGAGCAACUUGACUGUCCUUGAGAAGGUAACCUCGCUCUCCGCAUCCUCCUCAUCAUCCAGCACCCCCCGGCCUUUCCCGGCAGCCUCCCUGGAGCAGGAGCUCCAGGGACUGUCUCCUUUGGACGCUCAAAAGCGCCUCACUGGCUGCGUCAAGGCUGCGCGCAGCUUACAGGACUUUGCGGCCAUCAUCGCCGCAGGCGGUCGCCUCAUCGACGCAAUAUGUCUCGUAGCCAUCCUAUCUAGCCUGCCUAGAGCUGUGCAACGUGCAGCGGUACCUGUCGUUACGACAGCGGCGCCUUCCGCGCCGGCCAACAACCCCCCGGACAGCGCUGUUUCUGCUGCUGCUGCUGCUGCUGCUGCGGCGGCGGCGGCGGCGGCGGCGGGUACGAACGGUCCUGCUGGCCAUCAGCGGUUUGCAUUGCAGCUGUCUGAUCAGGACAGCCGGGAGCUGAGUGGGCUGGUGGGGGGAGUGGUGGCGCUGGUGCGGAUCAGGCUGCGGGAAUUCGACUCCAACGGCCUGGUAACGGUCACCGUGGGGCUGGCCAAGCUCAGCAGCUAUUCCACGGUGGAGUCCUCCGUCUUCCGCGCCCUCCUGACCCAGCUGGAGCCCCGACUGCCGGGACUCACCACCAAGGCACUGGCCAACCUCAUGUGGGCGCUGGCCACUGCCGGUGUGCAGCCGUGCGGCUCCUGGCUAUCGUGCUUCUACACCUCCCUGGAGCGCCAGUUGGAGUCGUUCAGCGGGCCGGACCUGGCCAACCUCUGCUGGGGGCUGGCCAAGCUGGACCUGAUGCCGGAGGUCUGGCUGAUGGACCAGCUGAUGGCGGUCUGCCUGGAGCAGCUGCGGAGGAGCCACUCGGUGGCGGAUGGGGCCACACUGCUGACGUGCCUUGCGCGGUACUACUGCGCGUACAACUACCGGCUUGGGGAUGAGGUGCUGGGGUCCUUCCUGGCGGCCAUGCAGCCGGGGCUGAGGGGGGGCGCGCCCGGGGACCUGGUGGCGGUCGUGCAUUCGGCCGUGUGUAUGAGCCACAUGCCGGGUCGCGCCUUCAUGUUGGACUUGUAUGCGGUGCUGAAGGAUAGGCUGACGUGUGGGCCCACUCUAUCGUACGCCGACUUUUCGCGACUGCUCUGGUCGCUGUCGAGGGUGGACUGCACGCCGCCGCGCAGUUGGUUGCGGGAGUUCAUCGAGGUGAGCACCCCCAAGCUCGCCCACCUGCGCCACCGGGCCCUAUCUGAGCUGAUCUGGGCUCUGGCGUGCUGGGACUGCAAACCUUCUCCGAGGUUCCUGGAUGAGUUCUUCCGGGCUUCAGGGCGGAGGCUGAGCGACUACCCGCCCGCGCAGAUUGUGGACACACUCUCAGCGCUGGCCAAGCUCGGCUGCCGAGCACCCGCACCCUGGCUUGGAGCCAUGCUCACCUCGUUCUGCGCCUCACUGUCCGAGGCGCGGGCCCACGAGUUGGUCACACUGUUAGAGUCCGUGGUGGCGGUCGCCGACGACCGGCAAUGGCUGGCGGCGCCAUCACAACGCGCGGCGCUGCAGCUGCUCGCGGAUACCGCCGCAUCACGCUUUGAUGCCUUCGACGCGUGCAGUCACGCGCGGCUGGUGCUGGCGCUGGCGCGAGCCAACUGCUGCCCUGGCGCCGCGUGGCUGAGCGAGCAGCAGGCCAGCUUGGCGAGUGCGUGGAGCGCAGAAGGGGGCCGCAGCGGCGGCGGUAUGCCGGCAGGUAUUGACACGGCGACAGCGGCGGGGUUGCGUCAGGCGUACAGUCAGUGGGAGGUGGAGUUGGAGCCGGUGCUGGCUGCGGAGUUGGAGGGCCGGAUGCAUCUCUCGAGCGAAUCUCGCCGGGAAGAACCCCCAGAGAUAAAACUAGCCACAGCUACAGGGGGGCCUUCCGCCAUGAUAGUUCGCAUUAUAGCUCUGUAUUUGCGGGUGUUCCAUUCCGCGUAUGUGCAUGCCGGAGCGCACGCGUCGCGCUUGGGGGGGCCGGUCUAG
Messenger RNA from Volvox carteri f. nagariensis, 2185 nucleotides. RefSeq lists its product as uncharacterized. Gene Ontology annotation, molecular function: RNA binding. Lineage: Eukaryota; Viridiplantae; Chlorophyta; Chlorophyceae; Chlamydomonadales; Volvocaceae. The record is from RefSeq and is a predicted model, not a curated record. The coding region runs from base 32 to 2185 and encodes 717 amino acids. Gene Ontology annotation, biological process: mitochondrial RNA processing; regulation of mitochondrial mRNA stability; chloroplast rRNA processing. The transcript is spliced from 10 exons. Gene Ontology annotation, cellular component: ribonucleoprotein granule; mitochondrial matrix.